Molecule: messenger RNA, 1506 nt
Organism: Chenopodium quinoa (quinoa)
Lineage: Eukaryota; Viridiplantae; Streptophyta; Magnoliopsida; Caryophyllales; Amaranthaceae
Exons: 3
Coding region: 1-1506 (501 amino acids)
Source: RefSeq, a predicted model, not a curated record
AUGAAACGAAAAGAACGUAGCUGGAUGUACGAAAGGAAGGUUGGGAAUUCUAUUAAUCCUGAGUUCUUGAAGGGGGUAGAUGAAUUCCUUAAAUAUGUGGAAGAUCAUCCCGAGAGUAGCAACCCGAAUGAAAUACGGUCAAACUUCAUCUGUAUCGCAGCGGUUUUUUACCUAAUUACUACGAGUGGAUGUGUCAUGGGGAAGGGUUUCCAGGAACUCGGGGAGUCAAAUGAAUAUCGUGAAAUGGUUUUGGAUGCCUUUGGUCAGUCUCAAGAUCAAGGCCAUUCCGAAGAGCCACCUGUUUCAUUAGAGGAGGAGCCUAAUGCACAAGCCAAGCCAUUUUUUGAUUUGUUAAGGGCUUCUGAACAACCGUUAUACGAAGGGAGUUCAUUGUAUGUGUUAGAGAUGGCUUCUAGAAUCAGUAGCCUAAAGUCGAUUCCUAACAACAACCACAUGGCCGAGACAUUCUAUGAGGUCAAGAAAAUUGUUAAGGGGUUAGAGCUGCCCCAUGAAAAGAUUCAUGCAUGCCCGAAAGGAUGUAUGUUGUUUUUGAAAGAUGAUGCUCAAUUAUCUACAUGUAGGGUGUGUGGCAGCGACCGAUACAAGAAGACUUCUAAAGGUAGCUUAGUGCCUUUGAAUGUUCUAUUUUAUUUCCCUAUCACACCUAGGUUGCAAAGGCUUUUUGCAACUAAAAACAUUUCUGAGGAAAUGACAUGGCAUGCUAAAAAUCCUCGAGUUCAAGGCACAAUGGCACACCCUAGCGAUAGUGAAGCGUGGAAACACCUAGAUAGUUGCUUUCCUGAGUUUGCCUCUGAACCUCGUAAUGUUCGACUUGGCCUAUGUACGGAUGGAUUUGCUCCACAUGGUCAGUUUGGGGGACAAUAUUCAUGUUGGCCUGUCAUUUUGACCCCUUAUAACUUGCCUCCGUCAAUGUGUAUGAAAAGACAGUUCAUGUUUCUUUCGUUACUCGUUCCUGGUCCUAAAAACCCUAAGGGCAACUUGGAUGUUUACAUGCAGCCGCUCAUACAUGAGUUGAAACAGUUGUGGGAAGUUGGGGCAAAUACUUACGAUAUUUCGAGAAAACAAAAUUUCAAUCUUCGAGCAGCCAUCCUAUGGACCGUUAAUGACUUCCCAGCUUAUGGUAUGUUAUCUGGUUGGACCACAGCCGGUAAGAAGGCUUGUCCAUAUUGCAUGGAGAAAAGCAAAGCAUUUUGGCUCGAAAAUGGUGGUAAGGUUUCUUGGUUUGACUGCCAUCGUCAAUUCCUUCCGACAAAUCAUCCUUUUCGAAAUAGUAAAAAUGCAUUUUGUAAAAACAAAGUCGAAAAAGGUUCACCACCUCACAUCAUGUCAGGAGAGGAACUUUGGGAAUGUGUGAAAAACCUCCCGAAAGCAACAGAUGGCCCCGAGGCACUGAAACGUCUCAAAAAUGAAAAAAAGGGUGGUUCAAGCAAAGCACUCUAUGGGACCUUCCAUAUUGGAAACAUCUGCUUGUUCGUCACAACUUAG